AUGCCUCCAACGGAAACAGCGCACGACGGCAUGCUUUGUCUGUCAAGACACGAGCACUGCCCCUGGGACGAAGCCUUGAAGUCCGAAGACCUGACUUGGACAGGCAUAAAGUAUACCUGUCUUAAGAUACUACACCUGUACUGCAAAGUUUUCAACCGGGAAGAUGUCUUGGAAAUGGUACUACGAAAGACCUGCAAGUCAUGUGGUUGUGAUCGUCUGCAGCACUCCGUGUAUCACGAGGAGUUAGUCUCUGUACGAGACCGACUCGGUCUGAGGAACAAUAGGUCUAACUCAUACGAUAACAGUCUGCCCGGACUUACUGCGAAACAGACGGAGUUAUAUUUUUCGUCGCUAGCUGACCGCACCCCGACGCUAGGUGGCGCUACCGGUCAAGCGGCGUGGCGCGCGUGGCGGACUCGGGCCCUCGCGGUACAACUGCCGCAACAGGAUCUAUCGCUGGCGCACUGCAAACAUAUUGAUGACGCUCACCGCAAGCAUUAUGAGGACUUCGUCGCCGCUAGGAACGAAAUCGCCUUGGAUAUUGGAGUUGCUCUUCAGCACUUCGGCCAACCGAUGGACUGUAUGGGAUGCAACAAGUCGAUACGUAACGGAGGGAUGGCGGUACAGGCCCCAAAGAUCGGUGAAGAGGCGUACUUCCACCCAGGUUGCUUCACGUGUUCUGAGUGUGAUGAACUUCUGGUAGAAUUGGCUUACUGUACUCUUGACGGAAGACUGUACUGCGUCAGGCAUUACUCGGAGCAAUUGAAGCCACGGUGCCAUUCGUGUGAUGAGUUGUUCAUAUCUUGUCCCGGUGUUAGAUCGCUGCAUCCUAACCUCACCCUCAUCAAUCUCCUGCCUCCCCGUCAGAAAAAGUGA
Messenger RNA from Danaus chrysippus (African queen), 876 nucleotides. NCBI's taxonomy places the organism in Eukaryota, Metazoa, Arthropoda, Insecta, Lepidoptera, Nymphalidae. The record is from the annotation of a GenBank genome assembly.